Molecule: messenger RNA, 2770 nt
Organism: Xyrauchen texanus (razorback sucker)
Lineage: Eukaryota; Metazoa; Chordata; Actinopteri; Cypriniformes; Catostomidae
Gene: fzd9a
Product: frizzled class receptor 9a
Exons: 1
Coding region: 551-2296 (581 amino acids)
Biological process (GO): non-canonical Wnt signaling pathway; canonical Wnt signaling pathway
Cellular component (GO): plasma membrane
Molecular function (GO): Wnt-protein binding; Wnt receptor activity
Source: RefSeq, a predicted model, not a curated record
UGAAUGUACAGCGCAGUGUUUCCACGUGAGGAGAGUUAUAACAUCGGACGUUUUCGGAGAUGGAUAGUUUCAACCCCGCCUGGUGCUUACUAAAAGUUCAUUCACGUGGAACGGGAACGGAAAGUUGCGCAAAACUGUUUUGAAAGGAGCACGUUUUAAAAUGUCUCAAAGUUUGAAUGCUCACCGGUGCACGAGUUGUUUUGGUUUGACAUCCAGCAUCGACCGCGCCGAUUAAUUCUGCGAACGUUCAGAUAUACCUGCCAAACGCGUAAACGUUUUUUUUAACAAUAUUAUUUAAGUUCGAAGACUGAAUCACAAUGGAUUUGUUUUAAUAUCAAAUGUUUUUGUUUCUUUCUGAGGCAUGACCAUUAAAAAUUCCCAAAAUGAACAACUUUUCUUCAAAACAUCUAUUGCAAACUACUGUACGAUGCAACAGGGAUCAACUUGGGUGAAGAAAUGCUUAAUUUCUGGUAAAACAGCAGAAGAAAGAUAAAACCUACAUGGCAUUGGAUGCAUUAAUGAUUUUUAAGGCUUUCUUGACUUUAUCACAAUGUCCCAUUGCAUGAAUAUUGUGAUUUUACUUUUCCAGCUUGUACUAGCUGGAUCUACACUGGAGAUAGGAGCAUAUGAUAUUGAGCGGGGCCGACCUGCAAAAUGCGAACCCAUCACCAUUCCCAUGUGCCAGGGAAUCGGCUACAACUUGACACGGAUGCCCAACUUUAUGAAAUAUGAAAGCCAAGAGGAGGCUAGUAUUAAACUGAAUGAAUUUGCUCCUCUGGUAGAGUAUGGAUGUGAUGUGCACUUGCGAUUUUUCCUAUGCUCUCUGUAUGUACCAAUGUGUGCUGAUCAAGUAUCCACCACUAUUCCAGCAUGCCGCCCUAUGUGUGAACAAGCAAGGCAGAGGUGUUCGCCUAUCAUGGAACAAUUCAGUUUUGGCUGGCCAGAUUCAUUGGAUUGCUCAAAGCUGCCAACCAACAACGACCCUAACGCGCUGUGCAUCGAAGCUCCUGAAAAUGACACUCAACCUGCGACUAAGAAAGGGGAGGGCAUGCUGCCGGUUCCUCCACGGUCCAGGCAACCCGCAACUGGGAUCGGACAUUCCUCAAGCAGCUCAAGGUCCUGUGACAACCCGGAGAAGUUCCAGUAUGUGGAGAAGAGCGAGACCUGCGCGCCUCGUUGCACACCUACAGUGGAUGUCUAUUGGUCUAGACAGGAUAAGGACUUUGCAUUUAUUUGGAUGGUCGUGUGGUCAACGCUUUGCUUCGUUUCCACUGCUUUCACCGUUCUAACCUUCCUCCUCGACCCCCAACGCUUCCAAUACCCCGAGCGCCCCAUCAUCUUCCUCUCCAUGUGUUAUAACGUCUACUCUGUGGCCUUCAUCAUCCGUUCUGUGUCUGGAGCUGAGAAUAUCGCUUGCGAUCGUGAAAAUGGAGAGCUGUACAUAAUCCAAGAGGGUUUGGAGAGCACAGGAUGCACCAUAGUCUUCCUAAUCCUCUACUAUUUUGGCAUGGCCAGCUCUAUCUGGUGGGUCAUUCUCACCCUUACUUGGUUUCUGGCAGCUGGAAGGAAAUGGGGUCAUGAGGCUAUUGAGGCACACAGUAGCUACUUCCAUAUGGCCGCCUGGGGUAUACCUGCCGUUAAGACCAUAGUCAUCCUUACUAUGAGGAAGGUGGCUGGGGAUGAGUUGACAGGACUGUGUUAUGUGGGUAGUAUGGACACUAAUGCGCUCACUGGCUUUGUAUUGAUCCCUCUUUCCUGUUAUCUCAUUGUUGGGACAUCUUUUAUCCUAACUGGCUUUGUGGCACUGUUCCAUAUCCGCAAGAUCAUGAAAACUGGCGGUACCAACACGGAAAAGCUAGAGAAACUCAUGGUUAAGAUUGGAGUCUUCUCCAUACUAUACACCGUGCCUGCUACAGUUGUCAUCAUAUGCUAUUUCUAUGAAAGACUCAACAUGGAAUACUGGAAGUUCCAAGCUUUGGAAAACAAGUGCACUUCUUUUCCUGGUCGAAGAAGCGAGGACUGCUCACUGGACUCCUCGGUGCCUACAGUAGCCGUUUAUAUGCUAAAAAUUUUCAUGUCAUUGGUGGUGGGCAUCACCAGUGGAGUUUGGGUAUGGAGCUCAAAGACGCUGCAAACUUGGCAAGGCUUGUGCAAUCGGAGGUUGGAUGGGAGUACAAGCCACAAGCCCUGCUCCAGUGUCAGCUGCAGUCGCUCCCACUGCCAUUACAAAGCACCAGCUGUGACACUUCACAUGAACAAAACAGAUGUGUAUACAGACAGUCUGACACAUGUUUGAGUCUAAAGGCUGCUGACCUUGGAGCAGCUUCCAUGCAAAGACUUAAAAACUGUUGAGAUGCUCAGGUUGGACAACAGAUCAUGGUUAAACUGACAGUGGUGGCAUUUUAAGCCUUUUCCCAAAACAGAAAACACACAGCCGUGGUCACUUCAAUAUAGCUAUAGGAUGAAUAUAUCUGAACCAGCAAACAUGUAUUGGUGUGUUCUGCUGUUUUGCAGACAGUUUAUUUAUUGUGAAUAUUUAAGUAUUUCUGGUUGUAUAUAUUUUUACUGUAUGUGCUAUACUGUAUAUAAGGACAUAUGUUACAAGAGAGAAGUUUAAAAUUAUUUGCCAGUAUGUUAUAUAUUUCUCAAAAGAGGAGCAAUAAAACAUUUAUUACAAAGGAGUUUUUUUCUCGCUGUUUAGUUUUUUAAUGUCACAGAUUUGUAAUUUGUAACACAUUUGUGAAGGAUACAAAUGUACAUAAAAUGAUGU